GCCAUGUAGCAGGCGGCGUGGACACGGCCGCUCAGCGGCGCCUUUAAAUCCUCGGCACCACCCCCGCCGCCCCGCCUCCCGCGCGGCCUGGGUCUAGUUUGCUUCGGGGUCGGGUCCGCGCGAGCUGCGAUGGAGCUGCACAUCCUAGAGCACCGGGUGCGGGUGCUGAGCCUCGCCCGCCCCGGUCUCUGGCUCUACACCCACCCGCUCAUCAAGCUGCUUUUCCUGCCCCACCGCAGCCGGUGCAACUUCUUCAGCCUGACGGAGACCCCUGAGGAUUACACGCUCAUGGUGGACGAGGAGGGCUUUAAAGAGCUACCUCCAUCCGAGUUCCUGCAAGUGGCUGAGGCCACAUGGCUGGUGCUGAACGUGUCAUCUCACAGUGGUGCAGCGGUACAGGCUGCUGGGGUCACCAAGAUCGCCCGCUCAGUCAUCGCGCCUUUUGCUGAGCACCACGUGUCUGUGCUGAUGCUGUCCACUUACCAGACGGACUUCAUCCUGGUACGGGAGCAGGACCUGUCCGUGGUGAUCCACACGCUGGCCCAGGAAUUCGACAUUUACCGUGAGGUGGGCGGGGAGCCUGUGCCUGUGGCCAGGGAUGAUUCCACCAACGGCUUUCCCCGAGCCCAGCAUGGGCCCAGCCCCACGGUGCAUCCCAUCGAGAGCCCACAGAACCGCUUCUGUGUCCUCACUCUGGACCCUGAGACAUUGCCAGCCAUCGCCACCACCCUCAUCGAUGUCCUUUUCUACUCGCACAGCACCCCCAAGGAGGCAGCCUCUGGCAGUCCUGAACCCAGCUCCAUUCCGUUCUUUGCCUUCUCUCUCAUCGAGGGCUAUAUCUCCAUUGUCAUGGACGCUGAGACGCAGAAAAAGUUCCCCAGCGACCUCCUGCUGACCAGCUCAUCCGGGGAGCUCUGGAGGAUGGUGCGCAUCGGUGGACAGCCCCUGGGCUUUGAUGAAUGUGGGAUCGUGGCCCAGAUCGCAGGCCCCCUGGCUGCUGCCGACAUCUCUGCCUACUACAUCAGCACCUUCAACUUUGACCACGCCCUGGUACCUGAGGAUGGUAUUGGCAGUGUCAUCGAGGUCCUCCAGCAACGGCAGGAGGGCCUGGCCUCCUGAGGCCUGUGGGCAGCAGAGCAGCCUCUCUGUGUCUCCUUGUCUCCAGGUUUCCAG
Messenger RNA from Propithecus coquereli (Coquerel's sifaka), 1173 nucleotides. RefSeq names its product GATS protein-like 3 (gene CASTOR1). NCBI's taxonomy places the organism in Eukaryota, Metazoa, Chordata, Mammalia, Primates, Indriidae. The transcript is spliced from 9 exons. Gene Ontology annotation, molecular function: arginine binding. The record is from RefSeq and is a predicted model, not a curated record. Gene Ontology annotation, cellular component: cytosol. Bases 130 to 1119 code for a protein of 329 amino acids. Gene Ontology annotation, biological process: cellular response to L-arginine; negative regulation of TORC1 signaling.